Triticum dicoccoides is the source of this 442-nucleotide messenger RNA. RefSeq names its product AAA-ATPase At3g28540-like. The coding region runs from base 107 to 442 and encodes 111 amino acids. The record is from RefSeq and is a predicted model, not a curated record. Lineage: Eukaryota; Viridiplantae; Streptophyta; Magnoliopsida; Poales; Poaceae. The transcript has a single exon.
CAACUUCAUCGACGGGCUAUGGUCGGCAAGCGGCGGUGAGCGGAUCAUCAUCUUCACCACCAACCACAAGGAGAAGCUGGACCCGGCGCUAAUCCGGCGGGGUAGGAUGGACAAGCACAUCGAGAUGUCCUACUGCCGCUUCGAGGGCUUCAAGGUGCUCGCCAAGAACUACCUAGACGUGACCGAGCAUGUGUUGUUCGGCGAGAUCCGGCAGCUGCUCGAAGAGACCGAUAUGUCACCGGCCGACGUGGCAGAGAACCUGAUGCCCAUGUCAAAGAAGAAAAAGAAGGACCCAAACAUGUGCUUGGCAGGCCUCAUCGCGGCGCUCAAACAGGCCAAGAAAGACGCGGUGACGGUUGCGGCAGCGGCAAAGGCGAAGGAGGAAGAGGAGGCAGAAGCAAAGAAAACCAAGGAGAAAGAGGAACCCAAGGAAGACAAAUGA